AUGCUAAACGAAGAUCCAAAGAUUUAACAACUCUAUUCUAGUUUGUAAUUUUGUAUAAAAUCACUUGACCAGAUAUUAUCAACGAAAUAGAUGCCUCCUUUAUAGAUAAGCACUGCUGAAAAAAUAAUUAUUAAGCAAGAAAGUGUUGAAAUUUCUGAGGAUAUCCAAAAACUUACUAAAGAAUUAGAAACCAUCAAAGUAUAACAUGAAUCAAUGAUGUUUAAAAUAAUGAAGCUCAGAAAAAAAUUAGCCAGUUUACAAAUUAAGUAUUCUGAACUUGAUGAAGAAUUUUAAGCCUAAACAGAGCUUCUUAGAUAAUAUAAAAUUACCAAAAUAAAUCCAAAAUACAUAGAACUUCCCAGAGAAGAGAUAAAUCUUUACAAAUCCGUUAAAACUUAUAUAAACUUGAAUUAGUCCAAGUUUUCGUUAUACUUAAAAUCUCUCUUGCAUGAGAACAAAGAUUAAAAAUUCAUAAAUUUAGAUCAAUUAUUAAACUCAAUUCAAGAUUACUAUAAAAACUAAUAAAUGUAUCUGAAACCGAAAUUUAGUUUGAAUAGUGUGGAGAGAGUUCGCUUACCAAGUUUGGAAAUUAGAUAUUUAACUAAUAGAAAAAUAAAGGAUUAUACCCAAAACAACAGUGUCAACUUUGAUUAGGAUUCUAAAUCGCUAUCAUUUGCUAUAUGA
Molecule: messenger RNA, 684 nt
Organism: Paramecium tetraurelia
Lineage: Eukaryota; Ciliophora; Oligohymenophorea; Peniculida; Parameciidae
Exons: 2
Source: RefSeq, a predicted model, not a curated record